AUGAAGUUUGCAAAAUUGUUUUCUUGCUAUCAAAUACCGGAGUGGUAUGAGCAUUAUUUGGAUUACAGGGGAUUCAAAAAGCUAAUUAAGGAAAUAAAUAUUAUUCAAGACACGUUAUUUUAUGAAAAAUAUUACAAUAAUCAAAAUAAUGAGGGUAAUACUGGAGGUGAGUAUAAUUCAGAGGAAGAUAAGCUUCUUGUUGAUGGUAGAAAAUCAGAACCUCCACGGAAAAGAAGAGAUGGCACAAUUCUGGGUGAUAAUAUAGAUGUAAAUAAAGAAGAAGAUUCUUUUUUUAACAAUGAGGAAAUAAAAGAGAGAGUUCAUUUCUUUAUAUUGGAAUUUAACAAAGAAAUUGAAGAUAUCGAGAAUUUUUAUUUACAACAUUACAACCUAUAUUGUUCAAGAUUGAACCUAUUAAUUUUAUCCACUCAAUUUAAUGAUAUCUUGCCAUUGUUAUCCACUCAUUCCUAUUUAAAUGAAAAAAUAUUAGAAUUAAAACAAUUUUGUGAUAGUUUCAACUCAACAAUAACUGAUAAGUCAGAUAAUCCUGUUUAUUAUAAUCCUAGCAAUAAGGAUAUGCUUAAAUCUUCUAGUUUGGCAACCAAUUCGAAUAGUAGUAAUAGUGCAAGUGUAAAUAAUCUGAAAUUGCCAAACUUAAUUGACUAUGAUUUAGCCAAUAACAAUAGUGCCACAAUUAGUGGUAUUAACGGGUAUCCAUACUCGACAUCAUCAAAUAAUUCACAGGUAUCCACAACAAUUUUAAACAAUAAUUUGCAAAUCAUCGAUGAAAUAGAAGAAAUAUUAAAUUUCCUGUUGGAUCUAAGAUUGAAUUACAGGAAUUUAAAAUUAUUUAAAGAAAUGAAUAAGAGAGCCUUGUUUAAGCUUAUUAAAAAAGUUCAUAAAAAAAUUGGUUAUAAUAUGGAUUCAAAUGAUGAGGUCAAAUUCGUAAACAUAGAUAAUUUUUUAUAUGAUUCCAAUAUUUCAAAAUUACUAGAUUAUAUUAAUUCCAUAUCUGUUGAAUUGACAACUAUACUGAAUAGUAUUACAGAUAACUCUUCUUCAUCCCCAAAUAAUAACAAUUUCAAUGCAAAUCUAAUUACGUUAUCUUCUCCAUUCGAUCGUUUUAAUUUUACCAAUACUGAUAAUUAUAUUAACAAUAAAUCUCUAAAAGAUAUAUCAAAUGAAACUAGAAUUAUUUAUGAUUCAAUUGAAAAUGAUAAUAUAAUACAAACCAUAAAUAACUUAACCGAAAUUUAUAAAGCAACGGAUAAUAUCCCAAUGAGAACACAAAUUAAUUUAUUAAAUUUAGCUGUAUUUUCUGAAUCUUCUAAUUGUAUUGCAUUCAUGAUAACUUCAUUUAAUUCAAUAUGGCACCAAAACAAAUUAAAUAAGAGAAAUUUUUUCCAUCAUCACAUAAUUUCAUUAUCAAAGUUGAUAGAGAAUUUUUCAGAUAUCCAGGAUGCAGACAUGAAUAGAAAUGGAACUGAGGCUAUAAGUGCAACUAACUCUUCCGACAAUAUUGUUUCAAAGAUUGAAAUAUUAACUGCUGGCUUUAAAUAUCUUUUAGAUCAUCUACCAACUCAGCAUAUACUAUCAUUAUUAGAAAAGGAUAUAUAUGAAAGAACACCUCUUCAUUAUGCUUCUAAAUUUGGUCUGAACACUAUUGUUAAUUAUAUCAUUUCAACACUAAAAGAAUGUAAGCAUUGGGAUUCAAAUAUGUCUAUUGCAAAUGUCAAUUAUUGGGGUGACUAUGAAAACAUGACACCAGUUCACUUGGCAAUUGUCAACUCGCAUCCUUCAACUUUAGAAGAACUUUUAAAACUUUCAUACAUUUCUGCUGAAGAUUCGAGUAUUUUGUUGUACACUACAAGGUUAGGAAAGUACGAGCUACUGGAAAUCUUAUUGAAAUGUAAUAACUUAGAUGUUAAUAUUACUGAUAAGGAAACUAAUGAGACAUCUUUAUAUUUAGCAUGUAAACUAAAUCACCAAAAUAUGGCCCAAACAUUAUUAGAAUAUAAAGCAAAUACAGAGUUGUUUGAAAAAACUUUCAAUUGGACUCCAAUUUUUAUUGCAUCUGUUGAAGGAUAUAGUGAUAUUGUUCAAUUAUUACUUAAGCAUAAUGCCAAUUAUAAUAUAUUUGAUAGUAAUGGGUGGACACCAAUGGAGCAUGCAGCAUUGCGUGGGUUUCUAGAAAUUGCAAAUCUACUAAAGAUAAAAAAUAAUCCUAAUAUUACAAGUCCAAAUAUUAAAGAAAGAGAUCAGUUACCGAUUAAUAUUAUACAGCCAUAUCCUUCUUCUGUUUCUAUCUCAUCUUUGGCAUUAGACCCAAUUGGUGAUUCCAACACAAUGGGAGAACAAUAUUUAGAGAAAAGACCAAGUACUCUGUUCAAAGCAAAAGAUUCAUCAACGAGCAAUAUCCAAGAGUCUAUAACUUCUUUCGGUCAUAAGAUUUUAAAUACCUCAGAAAGUGAGCUAAUUAUUACAUUAGGUAGCCAUUAUAUGUUCAAGACUGAUCCAGCAUUACAAUUUUUUAGUGAUAAUAGAAGUAGCACAUUAUUUGACGAUCUAGAUAUGGAAAUUUCAUUAGUUAUUACAUAUGAGAAUGCGCUUUCUGAUAAGAAAAUUGUUAUUGACUUACCCUUAGAUGAUAGUAGAGAUAUUAUUAAAUUCCGUAUUCCACAUAACAAUAAGAAUGAUUGUAAAGUCUACUUUGAUUUGGUUCCAGUUUAUAAUAAACGAACUAUUGAUUCUCUAAAAUAUCAAGAAAAUAUUAACAAUGCUUCAAUCCCAUGCAUCGGUAGAGGUGUUGCAUUAUUAAGUAAUAUUAAACAACCUGUUGGCCCAAAUAUGCGCUCUUUAGAUGAUAAUAUAACUCUUCCAAUAAUAAGAUUAACCGAUUCAAAUAUUAUUGGUACGGUCAACUUUAAUUUUAUGAUAAUCAAACCUUUUCAUAAUUCUAAUAUUAAUUUAGAAUUGGAAUCAAAAUAUUGGAGAUCAUUAGUUUCUACAAGGGUCAUUGGUCAUAGAGGUUUAGGUAAGAAUAUCAAUACAAAAAAAUCAUUACAAUUAGGAGAAAACACUGUUGAAUCUUUUAUCGCAGCUGCUUCAUUAGGAGCAUCAUACGUUGAAUUUGAUGUUCAACUAACAAAAGAUAAUGUACCUGUAGUUUACCAUGAUUUUCUAAUUGGUGAAACAGGGGUGGAUGUUCCAAUGCAUGAGCUAACUGCAGAACAAUUUUUGCAGUUAAAUAAUAAUAAACUAGAGCCAUUUAUGAAGCCAGGCAUUAGAAAUAGAAGAUUAUCCUUAGAUGGGACAGAAUCUUUAAGCAAAGUUCAAACCUGGAAUGGCAAUGAUGAUAAGUCUAAAGAUAUAGAUGAAACAAAAUCUAAAUACAAUGAGUAUUUUGGCAAGAAUCUAAUUGAAGAAAGGAUGAAACUUACCAAGUCGUUUCAAAAGUAUAAUUAUAAAGGAAAUGCAAGAGGGCAUACUAUUGCAUCCUCAUUUGUAACUCUAAAAGAAUUGUUUAAAAAGAUUCCGGAAAAUGUAGGAUUCAAUAUCGAAAUGAAAUAUCCCAUGUUGGAUGAAGCUAUUGAGGAAGGUGCAAGUAUACUUGCACAUGAGAUGAAUCAUUGGGUAGACACGGUGCUAAAUGUUAUAUUUGAUAAUAUUAAUGGCAGAGAUGUUAUUUUCUCAUCAUUCCAUCCUGAUAUAUGUAUCAUGUUGUCACUAAAACAAUCUGCCAUUCCUAUCUUGUUUUUAACAGAAGGUGGUGCUACAAGAAUGGAAGAUAUUAGAGCCUCUUCAUUACAAAAUGCGAUUAAAUUUGCCAGAACAUGGAACUUGUUAGGUAUUGUUAGUGCAGCUGAACCAAUCUUAAAGGCACCUAGAUUAGUUCAAGUGAUUAAAAGUAGCGGACUAGUAUGUGUUACAUAUGGUGUAGAAAACAAUGAUACUGACAAUGUAGAAAAAGAAAUGAAUGCGGGUGUUGAUGCAGUUAUUGUUGAUAACGUUCUGGCUAUUAGGAAAGGUUUGACAAAAACUAUAGCUAAUUGA
Henningerozyma blattae CBS 6284 is the source of this 4053-nucleotide messenger RNA. RefSeq names its product glycerophosphocholine phosphodiesterase (gene GDE1). The transcript has a single exon. The record is from RefSeq and is a predicted model, not a curated record. Bases 1 to 4053 code for a protein of 1350 amino acids. Lineage: Eukaryota; Fungi; Ascomycota; Saccharomycetes; Saccharomycetales; Saccharomycetaceae. Gene Ontology annotation, molecular function: glycerophosphocholine phosphodiesterase activity; protein binding. Gene Ontology annotation, biological process: glycerophospholipid catabolic process.